AUGGCUUCAGCGUCGAAGAGCAUCUACGGGAACCCCGGCUCCGUCGAGCUUGGGGACAGCGCCCCCGGCAUGGCCCGCAUCCGCCGCCUCCGCAUGACCAAGGACGCCCUCGUCACCAAGCCCAUGGACGGCAUCGACACCGUCGUCGACAUCCUCGACUACGGCGCCCGCACCCACGGCACCAAGGACUCGUACGGCACCCGCGACAUCGUCGACAUUAUCGAGGAGAAGAAGGAAGUGACAAAGAACGUCGGCGGCACGCCCGUGACGGAGACGAAGACGUGGAAGUACUUCCACCUCAGCGACUACAAGUACAUCUCCUUCCUCCAGGUCCAGGAGGCCGCCCGCGAGGUCGCCGGCGCGCUACUCAAGCUCGGCGUGACCAAGGAGGACAUCUUCAACAUCUAUGCUGCCACCAGCCCGAACUGGCAAGUCAUAUCCUUCGGCUGCAACUGCAUCAGCACCGCGAUCGCGACGGCGUACGACACCCUUGGCGAGUCCGGUCUGCAACACUCCCUCAAUGAGCCAGGGUGCGUCGGGAUGUUCACCAACGCUGAACUCCUCACCGUCGUCGCCAACGUCGCCGUCAACGUGCCCACAUUGCGUCUCGUCGUCUACGACGGCACGCCCAAACAGGAGCUCGUCGACAAGAUCAAGGCCGCACGCGAAAACAUGCAGGUCAUCUCUAUCGACGAGCUUCGUGAGAUGGGCAAGGGCACUACCGUCGAGACCCUCAAGGACCGUCAGCCAGCGCCCGAAGACGUGUCAUGUAUCAUGUACACCAGCGGCACCACGGGUCCUCCGAAGGGCGUCAUCAUCACCCACCGCAACCUCAUCGCGUCCGUCGGCGCGGUGUACACGCUCCUCAAGCAACACCUUCGCUCUGAUGACACAUAUCUUGCCUACCUUCCCCUCUCCCACAUUCUCGAGUUCGUCGUCGAGCUUACCCUCUUCUUCGUCGGCAUGACUUUCGGCUAUGGUCGCGUGAAGACCCUCACCGACGCGUCAGUCCGCAAGUGCGUCGGCGACAUCCGCGCGCUGAAGCCCUCGAUCAUGAUCGGGGUUCCGCAAGUAUGGGAGAUGAUUCGCAAGGGUAUCAUGGCGCGCAUCAGUGGGUCUGGCACGCUGCGCAAGAGCGUGUUCUCCGGCGCGUACUCGCUCAAGAAGGCGAACGUACCCGGGCUUGCCCAGGUCGCGGACAUGGCUGUCUUCAACCAGAUCAAGCAGGCAACCGGUGGGAAGCUCAGGCUCGCGCUGUCGGGUGGUGCCGCGCUGAGCGCCGAGACUCAAGAGUUCUUGUCGAUCGCGCUUGUCACUGUCCUGCAGGGCUACGGCAUGACCGAGUCGUGCGGUAUGUGUGCGAUCCUCCCGCCCGAGCUGUUGCAGUACAACAACGUCGGCCUGCCCGUGCCCUCGAUUGAGAUUCGGCUGCUCGACGUGCCCGAGGCGGGCUACCUCUCGACGGACAAGCCAGCACGGGGCGAGGUCUGCAUUCGUGGGCCGUCAGUCACGCAAGGGUACUACAAGCGCCCCGACCUGAACGAGGACGAGACGAUCUUCACGAAGGACGGCUUCCUGCGCACGGGCGACGUUGGCCAGUGGAACGCGGACGGCACGCUCAGCUUGGUCGACCGCAUCAAGAACCUGGUGAAGCUCCAGGGUGGUGAGUACAUCGCACUCGAGCGUCUCGAGUCAAUCUACAAGUCGUGCAACGUGGUGUCGAACAUCUGCGUGCACGCGAACCCAGCCGCGAAGCAACCGAUGGCCAUCAUCAUCCCACACGCGGAGAACCUCCGGCACGCGCUCGAGGCCGCAAACCUGAAGGGCGUCGACGCUUCGGGCUCGCUCGCUGAUCUGUGCGCGGUCCGCGCCGUCGCGGACCUCGUGCUGAAGGAGUGCAACGCGGUCGGGAAGAAGAACAGUUUCAAACCGCUCGAGCUCCUCCAGACCGUCGUCCUCACGCCCGAAGAGUGGACGCCGGAGAGCGGGCUCGUGACUGCGGCGCAGAAGGUGCAGCGGAAGAAGGUCGCGCAGGCGUUCGAGAAGGAGAUCGAGAAGGUGUACAGGAUCGAGGACUGA
Molecule: messenger RNA, 2079 nt
Organism: Epithele typhae
Lineage: Eukaryota; Fungi; Basidiomycota; Agaricomycetes; Polyporales; Epitheliaceae
Product: long-chain-fatty-acid-CoA-ligase
Exons: 5
Coding region: 1-2079 (692 amino acids)
Biological process (GO): long-chain fatty-acyl-CoA metabolic process; long-chain fatty acid metabolic process
Cellular component (GO): endoplasmic reticulum; lipid droplet; plasma membrane
Molecular function (GO): long-chain fatty acid-CoA ligase activity
Source: RefSeq, a predicted model, not a curated record